CUUUGAUACAGAAUACGCUUCGAACCUUCUCGAGCCCGUCGGAACUGUAACUCAGUAUUAUUCUGGCGCCGAUGACUCUCCGGUCAGUUCAAUCCCGCAGUAAGCGGAAACCGAUUGAUGUAUUCGAUUACUCUGACGAGGAUGACCGUGUUGAAGAAACUCCUUCGCAAAUUCGAUUCCCCAGUUACUAAGAAAACCUCCUGCGCCAUCGAUAAGUAUGAUUUCCUUCGAUGCUUUGCGAAGGAUACCCAAAGGGAGAGUAAAGUAUUGCAACACAUAGUUAUUGAUGUUGAAGUCCCAGUAAAUGAAGAACCGUCAAGAUGUGAACUCAGCGGAGAUGGAAAUAGUGACCUGGUUGAUGUUAUCUCCCAUGGAAGGAUUGGUAUCGAUUCAUCAACGUCAUCAUCUUUGACGGAAAAUGAUGAAGUUUCAACUGGAGAAGCCACAAAUCCUGCUUCUGAUCCACAUGAAGUUGAACCCGAGAAUGCAUUCAGGUGUAAACUACACAAAGCAAAAGCCCAGAAAGAGUGCAAACCGAUGGCAGCCACAACAAUUUCGCCGGCGAUUAGGAAACAAAUGAGCAGCGUUGCCGUCGCAAUGAAGGUCGCCGUAAUCGGCAGCGGAAUUUCUGGAGCCGUGUGUGCAUCGACUCUGGCAAGGAAUGGCGUCUCCGUCACUAUCUUCGACUCGGGUCGUGGACCUGGUGGACGCAUGUCUCAAAGAAGAGAGAUUGGAGAAGAUGGGAAGGAGUUGAUGUUCGACCAUGGAGCUCCAUUUUUCUGUGUGAGCAACUCUGAUGCCAUGGCUCUUGUUCAUGAGUGGGAAUCCAGAGGUUUUGUUUCUGAAUGGAAACAAGUUUUUGGGAGUUUUGAUUGUGCCUCCAACAAGUUUCUUGGCAUCCAACAGGAAGGGGAUGCAAAGAAGUAUGUGGGUGUUCCGGGCAUGAACUCUAUAUCUAAGGCCUUGUGUAAUGAGUCUGGUGUUAAGAGUAUGUUUGGAACUGGUAUUGCCAAGAUGGAAUGGUUGGAAGAAGAGAUACCAUGGUUGUUGACAGAUUCAAAAGGAGAAAAUUUGGGUCGUUUCGAUGGAGUGGUUGCAUCAGAUAAAAACAUUGUUUCUCCAAGGUUUACUCAAGUAACUGGACUCCCACCGCCUCUGGACUUAAGUCUAGUCCCGGAGUUGGCGACUAAGCUGCAAAACAUUCCUGUUCUACCAUGCUUCUCUCUUAUGCUAGCUUUCAAGGAGCCGUUGUCCUCGAUACCAGUAAAGGGCUUAUCUUUCAAGAAUUCAGAGAUUUUGAGCUGGGCUCACUGUGAAAGCACCAAGCCGGGACGGUCUACUGAUAGUGAAAGGUGGAUACUGCAUUCUACUCCAGACUAUGCCAACAGUGUUAUUGCUAAGACCGGCCUCCAAAAGCUAUCGAGUGAAACACUAAACAAAAUAUCUGAAGAGAUGUUCAAAGAGUUUCAGUGCUCAGGCCUUGUUAGUUCUCUCCCCUUUUUCAUGAAAGCCCACAGAUGGUAA
This is a messenger RNA of Arabidopsis thaliana (thale cress), 1524 nucleotides long. Its product is annotated as FAD/NAD(P)-binding oxidoreductase family protein. The coding region runs from base 118 to 1524 and encodes 468 amino acids. The transcript has 14 exons. The record is from RefSeq and is marked reviewed. Lineage: Eukaryota; Viridiplantae; Streptophyta; Magnoliopsida; Brassicales; Brassicaceae.